This is a messenger RNA of Diaporthe amygdali, 1818 nucleotides long. RefSeq names its product phosphatase 2c. Gene Ontology annotation, molecular function: cation binding; protein serine/threonine phosphatase activity. The transcript has 2 exons. NCBI's taxonomy places the organism in Eukaryota, Fungi, Ascomycota, Sordariomycetes, Diaporthales, Diaporthaceae. Gene Ontology annotation, biological process: protein dephosphorylation. The record is from RefSeq and is a predicted model, not a curated record. The coding region runs from base 1 to 1818 and encodes 605 amino acids.
AUGUUCGGCGGCUCAUCCGGCUCCUCGCCAAAAGCAGAGAGCAAUCCCAACACUUCCGCAUCCUCAAACCCAAAGACAGACAGCAAGUCUCCCUCGCCCCCGCCUGAAUCCCCUGGCGCCGCGGCCGAGAACGGCUCCGACGGCAGCUCUCCCAUCCCCACCAAGAACGCCGAGCAGGUCACGACUGGGGAGAAGCGCAGCGGCAAUGGCAGCCCCCCGAGUACCUCCGCCACGUCUAAGAGGAGAAGCAGUGGUGUGAGCGGAAAGGCCAGCAGCCUGAUUGCGAGCGCCAAAAACACUCUCAAUUUCGCUCAAGGCAGCGGUAGGACCGGCAGCGACCUGGGCUCUGCCGCUCAGACACCCAUCCAGAAGCUGGGCAAGGAAGAUCCGUCUCUUGUCGUCCCCCAGGGCCAACACAACAAUGCUGCCGGCGAGUCGCUUCCAGGUCCCCGGUCUACAUUCCGCGUUGGUGUGUGGGAAGACAGGAAUAAAAAAUGUCGAAGGACCAUGGAAGACACCCACGCAUUCCUCUACAAUUUCCUACACACCCCUGCGCCUGCUCUUGGUUCCGAGACGGGUAGUACCAAGUCCCAGACCCCCUCCGAAGAGGCCAAUGCCCAGGCUCGCGGUGAGGGAAUGAUUGAGACAGACAAUGGCUAUUUCGCUAUCUUUGACGGCCACGCCGGCACCUUCGCCGCGGACUGGUGCGGGAAGAAGCUGCAUAUCAUCCUAGAGGAGAUCAUCAAGAAGAACCCGAACGUGCCCAUACCGGAGCUGCUGGAUCAGACCUUCACGACCGUGGACACCCAGCUCGAGAAGCUACCACUUAAGAACAGCGGCUGCACAGCAGCUGUCGCGGUGAUGCGUUGGGAGGACAGGGUGCCGAGCAACGCGUCUCAGACCGGAUCCCAGUCAAUCGCACCGGCGUUGGCAAAGGCUUCGGAGAAGCCCUCCGAAGGAAGCGAAGCGAAACCCGAAGCCAAACAGAACCCAGAGGCGGAGCACGCCAAGCUGAAGGGCAUCGCGUCAAGACAACGCGUUCUGUAUACUGCCAACGUUGGUGAUGCUCGGAUCAUUCUGUGCCGUUCUGGCAAGGCCCUGCGUUUGUCCUACGACCACAAGGGUAGCGACGAAAACGAGGGAAAGCGCAUUUCCAACGCCGGUGGCUUGAUCCUCAACAGCCGAGUCAAUGGUGUACUGGCAGUGACUCGGGCGCUCGGCGACUCCUACAUGAAAGACUUGGUCACCGGGCACCCAUACACCACCGAGACAGUGAUUCAGCCCGAUAUCGAUGAGUUUAUCAUCAUUGCGUGCGACGGUCUCUGGGAUGUCUGCUCUGACCAGGAAGCGUGUGAUCUUGUCCGUAACAUCCAGGAUCCAGCGGCCGCUUCGAAGCUACUGGUAGACCACGCUCUAGCCCGAUUCAGUACGGACAACCUGUCUUGCAUGAUCGUUCGGUUUGACAAGGACGCACUCGUGGAAAGCCAGGCAAACAGGGCCAGCCGCCUUGGCGUCGAAGGAGAUCGCAUAGCUGCCGGCAGUAAGAUUAGCGAGACAGAAAAGAUCGUCAGUGCCGCCAAGAAACAGAUCGCAGAUGGCGGCCCUGCCGUCGGCGUGUCAGCGAGCAACAGCGGCAGAGGCCACGACCCCAUACCCGCCCUGGAUGACGAAAGCGGAGAAUCGUUCACGCCAACUGCGAUCUCGGGCUCCGUAGAAGAGGAGCCGGCGCAAAUGGAUGGCGAGGUUGCAGACCCGGCGUCGAAGAAGCCAAUAGACUCCAAGGAGGUCACUUCGGUCCCGGCGUCGAAACCGUCUUGA